Polyodon spathula (Mississippi paddlefish) is the source of this 752-nucleotide messenger RNA. RefSeq names its product mitochondrial ribosomal protein S21 (gene mrps21). The record is from RefSeq and is a predicted model, not a curated record. Gene Ontology annotation, molecular function: structural constituent of ribosome. Gene Ontology annotation, cellular component: ribosome. Gene Ontology annotation, biological process: translation. Bases 39 to 302 code for a protein of 87 amino acids. The transcript is spliced from 2 exons. NCBI's taxonomy places the organism in Eukaryota, Metazoa, Chordata, Actinopteri, Acipenseriformes, Polyodontidae.
CGCCGCCGGAGCGCGUAUCACUGCUGCACGGCACCGAAAUGGCGAACCACAUGAAGUUCGUGGCCCGGACAGUGAUGGUCCAGAAUGGGAACGUGGACACGGCUUAUAAAAUACUGAACAGGAUCCUGACGACGGACGGCAUCGUCGACGAGGCCAAGCGGAGGCGCUACUACGAGAAGCCAUGUCGCCGGAGGCAACGGGAGAACUACGAGGCGUGCCGGCGGAUCUACAGCAUGGAGAUGGGGGGGAAGAUCGCCUUCCUGAUGAGCAGGAACAGGCAGGACCCCUGGGCCGGCUGCUAGACCCCCCCGUCCCCCCGUUUAACAAGCACAGUGGUACCUACAGCAGGGCUGCCAAACCUUGCUUCGGUCAAAAAGAGAGAGACCCGGGAUUCUUCAGAAGUUGGGAUGGAGAGAAGACUCCAGUUGCGUCUCAGUUUGAUCCUCUCCUGGUUUUGACUCCUAGUUUAAUUGCAGGGGUGGGAGUCAGGCUCCAGUUGCAUCUCAGUUUGAUUAAACUGCCCCUUUCCAGUCUCUGGUGUUUUCUUCCAAACCCAGUUCUGAAUCGAUUCAUCAUUAAACCUGAUAAACAUCCCUCCCUCCCUCCAUCCCUCCGUCCCUCCUUCCAGACUCCCUGAAGGAGCCCCGGGUCUCGCAUCAACCAACGCUGGGCGUCCCGUCGGUGUGCGUGUCUUUAGAGAUUAUAUUCUGUGAUCGUGUCAUCGCAAUAAAAACUUAUGAUUAUGAUGAUGA